Diachasmimorpha longicaudata is the source of this 2742-nucleotide messenger RNA. It is a transcript of the gene RSG7, whose product is annotated as regulator of G-protein signaling 7. The coding region runs from base 531 to 2117 and encodes 528 amino acids. The transcript has 12 exons. NCBI's taxonomy places the organism in Eukaryota, Metazoa, Arthropoda, Insecta, Hymenoptera, Braconidae. Gene Ontology annotation, biological process: regulation of G protein-coupled receptor signaling pathway; intracellular signal transduction; positive regulation of GTPase activity. Gene Ontology annotation, cellular component: neuron projection; cytoplasm. Gene Ontology annotation, molecular function: GTPase activator activity. The record is from RefSeq and is a predicted model, not a curated record.
UGCGACUCAGCGCAACGAACGCGACACAAUAAUCAGUUGUGCACGAGACUUUUAACGUGCCGAGGCGUCGUUCUCCUCUUAAUGGAGCCACGACAAUCAGUGAGAGGAAAAUAUAAUAUUUUUUCCUCUCGGAACCGGGAAAAUUGGAGUAAAAGUUUCGUUGAAAAACUCAUUGGAUAGUCGGGGUUGGAGCAUAGCGUGCGGCUACUCCACUUGUAACACAUCGUUUUUUCAUAAAGCAACUACUACCGCUGAAUUAAAUGUUAUUGCUGUGGGAUAUAUCGUGAACAGGAAGGCCUCAAAGUUGUCGAGGCUGACGUCACGCUCUUUCUUUUCUCUCGUGAGUGCUUUUUUUUUCACUCGGUUUUCGCUUCCACCGGCGAAUUGUGCGGGUCUUGUGAAUUGAAUGAAACACAAGUUGCUGAAUUUAUGAGGGUUCCGGGAAUAAUGGGAGGAUGGAGACAAUGGGGACACUUGUGAUAUCUUAGCCUUGAUUAGGGGCAAUGGUGCACCUCCCUUAGCGCCUGGAUAUGGUAACUAUGAGCUCCGAAAAGUCCGCCAACCGGCGUAAACCCAUUGACAGCGACGGUAGUUGUUCAAAAAAUACCAAUGAACAACACAAUGCCAGUGGUAAAGGUAGAAUUGGUACGACCUCCAAGAGAAAGGAGGAAACGACGACGACGGAUGCCGUCAAAAGUGGAGUUGCCGUCGAUAGGCCAAAAUCGACAGCAACAUGCGCCGAAGACAGUCCUAACUACGUUGUAUACAAGAAGAUGGAAUCUAUAGUCGAAAAAAUGUUGGACGAGACUAAUGGUGUCCCAGUGAGAACUGCCAAGACAUUUAUGACGAAGAUUCCUUCGGUUUUUACGGGUACAGACUUGAUAGCCUGGAUGAUGAAGAACAUGGACAUUGACGAUCAAGAGGCUCUACGUGUAGCUCAUUUGAUGGCCUCCCAUGGCUACUUUUUUCCCAUCGACGAUCACUGCCUCACUGUAAAGAAUGACAACACUUUUUAUCGAUUUCAAACGCCCUACUUUUGGCCAUCAAAUUGUUGGGAGCCAGAGAAUACCGAUUACGCUGUUUACCUGUGUAAGCGCACAAUGCAGAACAAGACACGCUUGGAAUUGGCUGACUACGAAGCAGAGAAUCUCGCAAGACUGCAGAAGAUGUUUUCACGCAAGUGGGAAUUUAUUUUUAUGCAAGCAGAGGCGCAGAGUAAAGUUGAUAAGAAACGUGAUAAAUUGGAGAGAAAGGUCCUCGAUAGCCAGGAGCGAGCAUUCUGGGAUGUGCACAGGCCUAUGCCGGGCUGUGUUAACACAACGGAAUUGGAUAUAAAGAAAGCAUGCAGAACAAACAAACCAAUGGUAAAAGGCAGUAAACAUCUGCAACUGGGUGUUGCCGGUGGAAGAAUAUCACCAACUCACGCUGAUGCGGAUAUUACAGCAUCGAGUGAGAGUAUACAAAGGGAAAUAGACAUGCUUAAACAACGACUCGACAGAAGAAACAUCAAGGUCUCCAAAGUUGCUGAGGCUUUGAUUGGAUACUUCGAACAAUACGUCGAGUAUGAUCCAUUGUUUACACAGCCGGAGUUCAGUAAUCCGUGGAUAUCGGAUAGUACGGAAUUGUGGGAACAGGAGAAAAUUGCAAAAGACAUCUCGGCGAGGAGAGUCAAACGAUGGGGCUUUAGCCUGCAGGAGCUUCUCCAGGAUCCCAUUGGAAAGGAGCAAUUUGUCAAGUUUUUGGAGAUGGAAUACUCCAGUGAAAACCUCAAGUUCUGGGAGGCCGUACAAAAUUUGAAAACACUACCUCAACGUGACGUUCAGGCUAAGGUAGACGAAAUAUGGAAUGAAUACUUGAGACCAGACGCUAGCUGUCCAAUAAACGUGGACUCACGAUCCUUUGAGCUUACUAAGAGGAAUUUAGAGAAGCCAGAUCGUUGGAGUUUCGACGUCGCCGCCACUCAUGUUUAUCAUCUCAUGAAGACUGACAGCUAUGCGCGUUAUCUGCGGUCAGAAAUGUACAGAGAUUUUCUAAAUGGAUCUAAGAAGAAGGCGUCUGUUAAAGGGAUUCGUAGCAUUGUACCAUUUGCUGGGAGGAAGGAUAAUGUAGUACCGUAAGGGGAUCACUGGAGAAAUUCAAUUUUUGGUGUCUGAUAGAAACUUCAAUUCAGCCUGUAUUUUAUGGUGCAAAUUAUUAAAUGUAUAUAAAACAAUGAAGAAAUGAUUAGGUGUAAGAAGAAUCAUGAUAAAAUUUAGCAUCGUUGAUAAUAGUUCAGGUGAUUAUUAUUAUUUUUUGUCACUGUGCAAUGAGCCACUGAAUAAUUGAAAUGAUUAAAAAGAUAUUCUCAAUGGGCAGUAAUUCACUCGUCAUUACGCAAACGUGUUCCAUAAUCUUUAGAAUAAUGUGUAGGUGAACACGAAAGGAGAAUUAAUGAAUGAAUUGCCCACAACUAUCAGUAGCCAAAAUGUGAAUUGAGAGAUUGACGAGAGGACUGUGUGUCCAAAUUUUGUAAAUAGCUCAUUUGUUUGUGUUCAAACAAAAAUGAAAAAGAUUUAGAUAUUUCUGUUAAUUUACUAAUGAAUUAAUGAAAAUUUCAAUGCCAUGGGAAUUCAAAAAUUUUGCAAGUGAACGUAAUUGUUAAAUUCUACAUAAUUUCCAAGUGCUUUUCCAAAAGGUGCGUAACUACGUUAUUUCGCGAUGUAAAUGGCUGUAUGUGUAUAGAGAUUGGAAUUAUAGAUUUGA